Phyllopteryx taeniolatus (common seadragon) is the source of this 4276-nucleotide messenger RNA. RefSeq names its product doublecortin-like kinase 1b (gene dclk1b). The record is from RefSeq and is a predicted model, not a curated record. The coding region runs from base 268 to 2514 and encodes 748 amino acids. The transcript is spliced from 16 exons. Gene Ontology annotation, biological process: intracellular signal transduction; protein phosphorylation; retina development in camera-type eye. Lineage: Eukaryota; Metazoa; Chordata; Actinopteri; Syngnathiformes; Syngnathidae. Gene Ontology annotation, cellular component: axoneme. Gene Ontology annotation, molecular function: protein kinase activity; ATP binding.
AGGAGGAGGAGGAGGAGGAGGUGGUAGUAGCAGGUGGAGGAGGGGGGAGGAAGAGCAGCAGGGCGGAGGAGGACACCCGCUCCAGCCCUGCCUCCUCCCCGCCUGCGAGCACACGGCAGCCGGGCGUGCACACGCAGCAACAAAGGGACACUCGGUGCGACUGUGACAUCAAAUGAUUGCAAUUCAAGACAACUUUCAAUCUUUUUUUUCCCCCCCACACACACACGUUCUGCUUACAUCUCGCAGGGUGUAAAAGCACCGCCAAACAUGGAACUGGAGCACUUUGACGAGCGUGACAAGGCGCAGAGGUAUGCCCGCCGGGGCUCCAGGGGCAACGGGCUCCCCAGUCCCACUCACAGCGCCCACUGCAGCCUGUACCGAACCAGGACGCUGCAGGCGCUGAGCUCGGAGAAGAAGGCCAAGAAGGUUCGCUUCUACCGCAAUGGGGACCGCUACUUCCAAGGGAUCGUGUACGCCAUUUCCCAGGACAGGUUCCGCUCCCUGGACGCGCUCCUGGCCGACCUCACGCGAGCGCUCUCGGACAACGUCAACCUACCGCAAGGGGUUCGGACCAUCUACUCAGUUGAUGGGAUGACGAGGAUCACUGGCAUGGAGCAGCUCGUGGAAGGAGAAAGCUAUGUGUGUGCCUCCUUUGAGCCCUACAAGAAGGUGGACUACACCAAGAACGUCAACCCCAACUGGUCAGCCGGCGCCUGGACCGCCGUCGCGUGCCCCCGCGACCCGCCCUCCCUCGGCAGCGCCAGGGUCGGCUCGCCGGAGACCCGGGAGAGCAAGGACUUCAUCAAGCCCAAACUGGUGACCAUAAUCCGCAGCGGCGUGAAGCCCCGCAAGGCCGUGCGCGUCCUGCUCAACAAGAAGACGGCGCACUCGUUCGAGCAGGUCUUGACGGACAUCACCGACGCCAUUAAGCUGGACAGCGGCACCGUCAAAAGGCUGUUCACGGUGGACGGGAAGGCGGUUACGUGCCUUCAGGACUUUUUUGGAGAAGAUGACAUCUUCUUCGCUUGUGGGCCUGAAAAAUACCGCUACCAAGAUGACUUGAGUUUGGACGAACGUGAUUGCAGGGUGGCCAAGUCGGCCUCCUACGGUCGACUUCCCUCGGUGCACGGUCGCUGUUCUCCCAGAAGCGGCGGAAUGUCUCGCAGGAGCAAGUCACCCUCGUCGACCGGCUCAGCUAACGGGACUGCAGGCAGUCAGCUGUCCACCCCUCGAUCGGGAAAAUCACCUUGCCCCUCUCCCACCAGUCCUGGCAGCCACAGGAGACGGCAGCACAGCGGCUCGUCCCUCUCGUUGGCUUCCACCAAGGUGUGCAGCUCCAUGGACGAAGGAGACGGACCCAGCAGCGAAGCUGAGCCCAUGGACGAGUACCCCGUCCCCGCCUCCAUCGCGGAGCGCUACAAAGUGGGCCGGACUUUAGGCAGCGGCAACUUCGCUGUUGUGCGAGAGUGUGUUGAGAGAUCCACGGGAAGAGAAUACGCCCUGAAGAUCAUCAGCAAGGACAAAUGCAGAGGAAAGGAGCACAUGAUCCAGAGCGAGGUGUCCAUCCUUCGCCGUGUCAAACAUCCCAACAUCGUGCUGCUCAUUGAAGAGAUGGACACCGGGAAUGAGAUUUAUCUCGUCAUGGAGUUAGUCAAGGGGGGCGACCUGUUUGACGCCAUCACCUCGUCCAGCAAAUACACAGAGCGCGACGCCAGCUGUAUGCUCUUCAACUUGGCCAGCGCCAUCAAGUACCUGCACGGCCUCAACAUCGUCCACAGAGACAUCAAACCAGAAAACCUGCUGGUUUACCAACAUCACGACGGCAGCAAAUCUCUGAAGCUGGGCGACUUUGGCCUGGCCACCGUGGUCAACGGUUUCCUGUACACGGUGUGCGGCACGCCCACGUACGUGGCGCCGGAGAUCGUCGCCGAGAAGGGGUACGGCCUCAAGGUGGACAUUUGGGCCGCGGGUGUUAUCACUUACAUCCUGCUGUGUGGUUUUCCGCCCUUCAAUUGCAAGGGCGACGACCAAGCCGUUCUCUUUCAAGAGAUCCUGAGGGCCGAGCCGGAGUUCCCCGCGCCGCACUGGGACAACGUGUCGGACUCUGCCAAGGCUCUCAUCGCCGGCAUGCUGCGGGUGGACGUGGACCGACGACUCUCGGCCGCGCAGGUGCUGGAGCACCCGUGGGUGAAUGAGGACGGCGUGUCAGAGAACCAACGGCAGCUGCCGGUGGCCGUCAGGAUCAAGAAGAACUUCAACACCGGACCCAAGGGCAGCGGCACUACAGCAGGCGUGAUGCUCAUCACAAACACGCCGCUGGACAAGGAGAAGCAAGUUUUCCGUCAAAGACAACAACAUCCCAACUUCCCGCACGGGGCUCGCUCGUCCGCGUCGUCCGCGUCCCCCCGCGGCUCCGACCCCGUGGUCCUGUCCCCCGCCGACUUCACGUCCGAGUCGGACGACUGUUCUCCGGGUUCGGCCGACACGGUGCGCUCCCCCGUGUCUCCGUUCUAAGCGCGUGCCGGGACGCCCGCCGUCUGCUCACCGCUGACUUUGGUGAGCUACGAACUGAACAGCAGUUGACCAGCCAAGAUUGUCUUUUUUUCCAAAUCAUUUUUGUGUCAUUGCUGAAGAGCAUGCUCGCAUACUGUUAGCCUAAUAGCAUAUUUGGGUAAGUCAUAUUUAGCAAGCACAUUGGUAUCUUUAUUGAUAUCGUAACCGUAAGAUAAAAAUGACAUAGGCAACUAUGCUAUGAGGCUAACAACAUGUUAUUCUGCUCUAAAAAAUUAAUUAUUUUUAGGAUUAUUCCACCAAUUUCUGCUAUCUAUUUCUUCCACAUUUCUCCAUGUAUUAAAACCAUUCCAUCUUCAAAAUAUUCCCACUUCAUUCAGGACAUCUAGAGAACAAGUUCCACCUUCCCCAAAUUCCCCCCCAAUUUCAUUAUUCCGCAUUUCUGGAAUGAUUCCGACUUCAACCUGUUUCCUACAUUUCCACAAGAGAGAUUUUAUAAAUUCACCGUCUUCUUCCACAUUUCCCAACCAAUUCGAAGCAUUUCAAGUCUCACAGUCAAUAUGAAUGAUGUAAUAUUUCUACCUAAAUGGCAUUCUCUGGUUUGUAUGCAUUAUUCCAUCCACUUGGGCUGUUCCACAUUCUCACAUUCAACGUUUGAGCAAUUGUGUGAACUCCACAGUGCAGUUGAGCAUCAGCUCUUCAGCAUUCACAUUCAUCAUUUCUGCAAAAAAACAAAACCCAAAACAAUGUCAUUCUCUAGAUAACAGUUGAAUUUCCAGGUUUCCCAAUACACAAAUCACUUGACUGUCGGGAGCCUUACUUCCUGCACAAGACGGUCACGAUUGUGUGCUGCGCGAACGCCAACCUGCUUCACAGAACAUUAUUUAUUGAUUGCUUUAUUUAUUUACAAACGUGCAGCAUUUUUUUCCCCCCCAGCAAGCCGUUGCCGCUUUCCCGAAGGUUCUGGUGCAAAAUGUUCAACGCAACCUUCGUUUGAAUUUGCUGCUAUAAUGUUAUCUGUACCGCGAUAUAUUUUUUCAAUCGAAUAAUGCUUGUAAUUCCGUGCUGACGGUUGACAAAGCGACAUUGUUAGAGAGCACGUGGCGCGGAUCAAAAAAAGCACAGCGUUGAGUGUGUCUGAUGGAAUAAAUAAGCGAAUGAGAUGCAACAUGAGAAUCAAAUGGAAAGCCACAUGAUUGUAGCACAGUGCUUCCAGUUAAAUAUGAUAUGUUGUUCAUUCAAAAGUCAGCAUUUAAUUUUCUUUUUCUUUUUCGGGAGGCCGUAAAGAGCACGUGUGCAUCUUUUAAACGUGUCGUUCUGACUUGCAUCAAACGUUUGUGUCCUCGGAUGUGCUUAUUUGUUGUGGUGGCGUCACGUCCGCGACGGAACGUGACGCCACUUUCUUGUUUUUAAAGGGCUGCUAAAAACGUUUGACUGAGCGAGGUUGAAACAAAUAGCACAAAUACUGAAUGAUUGUCUUUGUUUUUUGUUUUUUUUUUUCCUUUCAAUGUUCCCUCUGCAGUGACAAUAAUAUAAACGGUACUCAACAGACAGAAAAUGUCAGUUUAGUGUAACAAGACUUUAACAUGCCUGGACGUAUUAUCUACAUUCAUAAUCCAUAUUAUAACUUCAACGCAUAUGGGCUCCUUUCAAAGGGGACCUAUUCUGGAAAAUGGACUUUUGAACUGCUUGUAAACAAAUAGUUGCGUCUCUGGAGUGCCUGCUCGCCUGUCAAGUGUGAAAUUAAACAACCGAGUCAAUCUUU